Diutina rugosa is the source of this 975-nucleotide messenger RNA. RefSeq lists its product as uncharacterized. The transcript has a single exon. NCBI's taxonomy places the organism in Eukaryota, Fungi, Ascomycota, Pichiomycetes, Serinales, Debaryomycetaceae. The record is from RefSeq and is a predicted model, not a curated record. The coding region runs from base 1 to 975 and encodes 324 amino acids.
AUGCCCGUCCUCCCCUGCAACAACUUCAAGCGUCAAUACCGUAACACCAAGCGGAUUGCCAUCGACUCCAGACCCAUGUACACCCCGCACGGCAUCACCAAGGUGGAAGCGAGAAAGAGCCUUACGCCCGCCAAAAAGGGCAAGUGGCUCAUUGACACCUUUGGUGCGCCUCCUGCGUUCCUCAACAAUGUUGCCGUGCUCAACUCGCGAAAGGUGAACUUGUCGACCCGGAGAAAGCAGUGGAACAAGCCAACCCCGGUGAUUCCGACCCCGGUAAUCCUCACGCCGUUGAACCCCAGAAAGCGGCGUACUGCAGAAGAAGAUGACGACGGCAGUGCCACCUCUCUUCCAAAGAGAGCCCGUGGUAAGUGGGCGAGUUCCCCAGCGAAAGUUAAGAAGCACUUAUUCAUUAAGCACCCGAUGCACCCGCAGCUUGGCGGGCGUCGGACUCCCUGGAGUCUGCCCACCCCCUACACUCCAACGAUGUUGGGCGUUUUGAGCGAGAUCGCUCGGCGGUGGAAGCAGCAGUUUAGUGGGGGCUCUUCUGGUAUGAUCACCAAGAGCACCAUCAACUGGUGGAUUUCCUUGUUCCCCAACUUGGUUCCCAACCCCGCUGGCCGUGACUGGUGGACCGUGUGCUUGUCGGGUUGGGUUUCCAUCGACACCAGCAACUCCAUGGUCAUCUGUUCGCUUUUCCCUAGCAUCGAGUUUGAGGAGCUUGCCAAGCUCUGUAAGGCUGUCAAAGACAUGGGAGAUCGCGAAAUGACCAUGACCUACGCCGAUCACGACACAACCAAAGACGACGAAGAUCAUGACACCACUAUGGACGACGUCGAUUACGACACCACCAUGGACGACGGUCUGGACGAUAUGGAGAAGGACCCACUCGGCUUUGCCCACCCCUUCUUCAACGCGGUAACGUACCCGUUCUUCAGUCUUGAUCAGAACAAGUUACGCGCGUACUCGCGGCAAUGA